AUGGACACCGAUGACAACUCUACCAGCAUCAGUAGCUUGAAGGUGUCGUUCCUGGCUCAAAGCGGUGCCUUCUACACGAUCACUGCGCUGGCAAAGGUCGCCGUCCUCUACGGUAUCUACUGCUACUACCGGCGCUAUAAGGACAACGGUGACAGCCUCGACGAAUCCGAGGCCAUCAUCGCCGACGCCAAGUCGGAGCAGCAGCCGUCAUCGGCCUCCGUUCAGUCCUCGGACGGUGGCUCGGGAGGGGAGAUCCCGACCAGCGCAGCACGGGCGACUAUGACCAGCAACACUUCCGGAAGCACGCGCACCGAGGCACCCCGUUCUUCGCAUUGAAUGCACGCAAUA
Dermacentor silvarum is the source of this 348-nucleotide messenger RNA. RefSeq lists its product as uncharacterized. The coding region runs from base 1 to 336 and encodes 111 amino acids. The record is from RefSeq and is a predicted model, not a curated record. Lineage: Eukaryota; Metazoa; Arthropoda; Arachnida; Ixodida; Ixodidae. The transcript has 3 exons.